Molecule: messenger RNA, 7002 nt
Organism: Neolamprologus brichardi
Lineage: Eukaryota; Metazoa; Chordata; Actinopteri; Cichliformes; Cichlidae
Source: RefSeq, a predicted model, not a curated record
GAUUUUCCCGGUGUCCGUGAACGAGCUCUCACACAGCGUUCAGGGAGUCACACGUUCAAUGCGCAGCCGUAAACGGAGCACGGACGCGGGCAAGGCAGCUGCCGCUGACUCCAGCUUGACUUUUUAACUCAGCCGCUGUGUCGAGGGGACCGAAAAACAGGAGAACCGUCCGAUUGUGGACACAACAUACGUGUAAAAUAACCUUUGUGGCACCUAACGGCUCUUAAACGUGUGUCGUCUUCAUGCAGAGGGCCUAGGCUCAGGACGCUGCUGCGGCUGCUGCUUCAGUAAAGCCAUGAUUGGAUGAAGAAAUAACCAUUGACUACCAGUAUGGACCUGCUCCAUCCUGGAGUUUUCAACCAUCCCUAGCUCUCAGAUCUGAGUCCACAUAACUCUGAACAGUGACCACAGCCAGUGUAUGACAGACCUGUCAGGUGAUCUGUCUGGUGCAACGAUGAUGUCAGUAGACGUGACCAAUCGUAACGGCCCUGUCGCCACGCCCCCCACCUCACUCAGCCUUCGCUCUUCACACAACCAGCUCCUCACCAGCGAUGCCAUCAAACAAGGCUCCGCCACUCCUCCCAAAUGUCGGAAGAAGUAUGCGCUUACCAGCAUCCAGGCCGCCAUGGGCCUCGGUGAAGUGGUGCCGCCUUCAUCAGCAUCAUCAUCUCCAUCGUCAUCCCCGUCACAGUCCUCAACUCCCAACAAUCCCAAACUAGCAAAGAAUGGGGUGAACCAGCUUCGUAAAGCUGGCCAGGACCACAACAAAAACACAACUGACCCUGAUUUGAUGGAUUCAGAAAUAGUAGCAGAUGACCUUAAUGUCAACGUGGCAGAGGAACAAGACAGUCACACUCUUACUAAUAAUGAUCGAGAGGAAGAUGCCGACCUUCACCCAGAUACUCACAGUGAUGUAGAGGCUGAGCAGACGACAGAGCCUGACUUGGACUGUAACAUAAACACGACUGUGGAGCUCAAACUGAGCAGCAGCACGGCUGAUUUGGACUUUGACUCAGAGGACACCAAUGACAUCAGCAUCUUGUCUGAGAAGGAAAUGAUGUUAAAGAUGAAGAUCGAGGAAGAUGAGAUGGUGGGGGAAGAGGAAGAUGAGGAGACGAAGCCUUUACUGACAGUAGACAGUGAGCCCCUUGUGAAGAACCACAAAGUUUCUCCAGGCCUGGAGCUCAUCUCUGACCUCCACUCCAACCUCAAGCUCCUCAAAUCUGGCAAGAACUCUCCAGUACCCCCUCCUCCUUCCCCACCCAAGCAAGCCAGUCCAGAAGACACUCCCCUGCUCUCCAUGGUCUCCUGCCCCUCCUCUUCCUCCUCAUCCUCCUCUCCAGAGACAAAGAAGGACAGAAGAACUGGUGCAAAGACAGACUGUGCUUUGAACCGCAUCCAGAAUCUGAACCCCAGUGACGAAGAGUUGAGCUGGACUACCUUGUCCCAGGAGAGCAACUCGCCAGAGGAGACAGAUAUUUGGAGUGAGCAGUCAUUCCAGACAGACCCCGACCUGCCUCCAGGAUGGAAAAAGAUUACAGACAUGGCUGGUAUCUACUACUGGCACAUUCCUACAGGCACCACUCAGUGGGAACGGCCCGCCACUCAUCCACAACCCUCUGGACAGAUGGAGUCCACGGCCCUGGGUGACCACUCAGCCUCAACACCACGUAAACCUUCCCUGGGCUCACUCAGCCCCUCACCCACUCCAGACCACGAGUCAUGCCAGGCUGAGAUCUUCUUCAGGGGGUCGACUCGCUCGGGCAGCACCACCUCUGACAGCUCAGUGGAGCCUCUGUCCACUCACGAGCCCACACUCCCCACAUGUGGAUUUGUGAACAGCUGUUACUUUCCCCGCUCCACAUCUCUGCAGGGUGUGGAUCAAGAGUGUCGCUCUCAGCGUCACGAAGAUGAGGAAAAGAAACAGGUGUGGAGUGAAUUUGGCGGAAAAAUUGAUAGUGAAAUGUGGAAGGACCUGCAGGCAGCCACAGUGAACCCGGACCCCAGUCUGAAAGAGUUUGAGGGUGCUACGCUUCGCUACGCGUCACUCAAGCUAAGGAGCCGUCCAGCAGCAGAAGAAGAAGAAUCCACCAGUAUUAACAGUGACCCCGAGGCAAAGUGUUUCGCCGUGCGCUCUCUGGGUUGGGUGGAGAUGGCCGAGGAGGACUUGGCUCCUGGAAAGAGCAGCGUCGCUGUUAACAACUGCAUCCGACAGCUGUCCUACUGCAAGAACGACAUCCGGGACACCGUUGGCAUCUGGGGAGAGGGGAAGGACAUGUACCUCAUGCUGGAGAAUAAUAUGUUGAACCUAGUCGACCCCAUGGACCGCAGCGUGCUUCAUUCUCAGCCAAUCGCGAGUAUCCGAGUUUGGGGCGUUGGCCGGGACAAUGGCAGAGAGAGGGACUUUGCAUAUGUGGCGAGGGAUAAAAACACCAGGAUCCUGAAAUGUCAUGUGUUCCGCUGUGACACACCAGCCAAAGCCAUCGCCACCAGCCUGCACGAGAUCUGCUCCCGGAUAAUGACAGAGAGAAAGAAUGCCAAAGCGAUGGCAGGAGGCUCCCUCCAUGACAGGAUGCAGGCAGGACUCGAUCUCCCUUUACAAGCAGAGUUCCCCACACCAAAGACGGAGCUGGUUCAGAAGUUUCAGGUGCUCUAUCUUGGGAUGAUGCCUGUGGCCAGACCGAUAGGCAUGGAUAUACUGAAUGGAGCUAUAGACAGUCUGAUUGGUUCUUCCAGCAGAGACGACUGGACUCCAGUGGCCCUCAAUGUGGCCGACGCUACGGUCACCAUCAGCAAAGACAAGGAUGAAGAGGAUGUGCUGGUAGAGUGUCGUGUUCGCUUCCUGUCUUUCAUGGGCGUUGGGCAUGACGUGCACACGUUUGCCUUCAUCAUGGACGCUGGCGGCCAUCGUUUCGACUGUCAUGUCUUCUGGUGUGAGCCCAAUGCUGGGAGCGUGUCUGAGGCCGUACAGGCAGCUUGUAUGCUGCGGUAUCAGAAGUGUUUGGUGGCUCGACCGCCCUCCCAGAAGGCCUGCGGUUCGUUGCCUCCCGGCGACUCGGUGUCCCGCCGGGUGUCGACCAGUGUGAAGCGAGGCGUCCUGUCUCUCAUCGACACCCUCAAACAGAAGAGACCUGUCACAGAGUUGCCACAGUAACCGUGGCGAAACACUACCGGCUUUUGACCACAGCCCCAAGUCACCAUAGUAACUCGACGCAUCGCUGCCAAAACCCGUCACCACCACAGACCCCAGUAGCCAUGGAAACGCAGUAAAACCCUUGGGUUUUUUGGGGGUGGGGGGUUUAACCCGUCACAACUCCUUCACUGGUUUGGAAGCAAAUUGGAAUUUCACCUCAAGAGUUAAUUGGCUCUUGAGCCGCAAUUCAAGUCUGUUUCUUCCAAAUAAGUGAGAAUUAAAAAGGCACCAACCCCACAUCUGAAGAGGACCACCUGAGUGCCGGCCAUGCAGGCGAUGGUGUACAUAGAAGUAGGUCUCAUUCCCCUCAGCUCACAGCAGCAGAGGAGAAGAGGGCAGGAACUGAAGAAGUAGGAAGUGAUCCUGUGUGCUGCUGCUGCCGCCAAACCGCUGAUCUCUCCAUGCUCUUUGUGCAUUUGUGUCUGUGCCUGUGCUGACAGCAUGACCUUUCACACCUGGCCACACUCCCCCUCCAACCUCAUCCACCUGGUUGUCCUCCCCCCCGAGCUCUCUUGCUCAUCAUCUUCAGUAGACUGUAACCGUAAGGAGAUGAAAAGUUUCAUAUCAGUGGAUGAUCAUUGGAAGAUAAAGAGAUUUGUUUCAGUCUACACCCUCCAACCACUUGACCCUGCAUGAACUUUUUAUCUAAAUGUGAAUCAUUCUAUACAAUAUCAAUACACUGCUGCUGCUUUCAGAGACUCGAGGGUGAGAAAUCAGAAGUCGCACGGUUCGUUUAUCCUGUUCUUUCUCAUCAGCUGUGCGAAAGUCAGCCCCGCGUCUGAACGAGUGGUGACCUUUCACCCGAAACGUACUUCGCGCAUUUCCUCGUUUACGUUGUUAUUCUUUUCUCAUCCCUUUAGGAAAUGACAGAAGAUAGCCAUAACGGAGGACGAGAUGGGGGCGGGUGGCGCUGACCCUCUCUCUCUCUAGUACAGUGCUGCUCCAAACACAGGAGACCUUCAGCAUGCUGCUGCUCUUUAAUACACAUGUUGGAGAAAGUUUGACAGAUUAUUCCUUUAAAUCCCACCUCAGUAUCGGUCAUCAGACUUCAUUUAAACUAAUAAAGAUCAUGGGUGGCAUUAAAAAAACAAAAACAAGCCUGGAGGAACACUUGAGGAAUGCGUUUUUAUACCUGGGUGUGGUUGUGAUGAUUUUUAGUCCACAGCUGAUGUGAACUGUGAUUUGAGAAAGCGAGAGGACAAUUUUCUCUUGAGCUGUGGAUGUUUUCUAGAGGAAAGCCAGCAGAGAGACGUGUUGACCCAGACUGACGGACUUUAAUGGACUCUAUAUCGGUCUGUCUCCAGGAUUGUGUUCAGCUGAAUGCGCCUUGUGUUUUCUUACUCACUCGCCGUCUGAUUUCAUCAGUGUAAUGAAACCACUCGCUCUGUGUCUGUGUUGUGCAGAGUUCCAGUUUCACCUGCUAGCUCCUUAUUAUCACAUAUCUGACAAGCUUGGAUGUAUGGUAAUAACUAAUGAAGUCCUUUAUGUCACCUAAAAAUCACAUAAGAUCCUCACAACAACGCAUCUCCCUCCUGGGUGUGGGGCAGCAGAUUAAUACUCUGUUAAGUGACCCUUUGCUAAACCCCCUGAUUACAGCCUGUCAAGCUUCGGGUUUACUCUCGGCUUGGGUUUCCUUUCCAGACGAUGCUGCUAUAUCAGAGCUCUGUCCUCUCUUUAUAGGCUCCUUAUAAAGAAAUGGAAACACUAAAGCAUAAAUGUAAUCUGUGUUUGUAUUUCAACCUGCUGCAGAAUGGAUCAUGGCUCACUUUCUGCUGAGGACGCCAACUUUUAUGCCAGAAGGAGUAGCCUGGCCUCUGACAUUUAGCAUGAUAUUGCUAGCAGCUGGUUCAAAAUGACUGCCUAAUGUUACAACAACAGCCGGAUUAAAAAAUAUGGUCCAACUCUUCAUAAAACAUAUAAAGUCUGUUCAAGACGUUCAUCAUUGUUAGGGUCCAAAAUUGAACAUUUGCUGGUUAGCAGGAGAUGCUAGUCUGCGCGUAAUACACUUUCAAGAGUUACUGCAGAUAUGUGACGUGGCAUUUAAAAAUCUAAAGUCCAAAAUUCAUGCUUAUUUUUGCUUUAACUAAAAUUUCAAAACUUCCAGAUUAAUACUGCACAAUUCCAUGAUUUCUUUUUUUAAGAUGAAGAUUUUAAAGAUGUCGAGCUGCAGCCGUCCCUUGAAUUGUUUGUGGUUCAGUAACUAUGCACAAGUUCCCAGGACGAGAUGCCUUCAUGUCUGGAAUGACAUCCCAUAGUUGGAAAAGAUAAAAACAAACAAAUCUUCCAAAUCAAACACAAACUACCUGCUGUGAAUAAGGGAGCAGUAACAAUUGUAGUACAUUCGUAAAAAAGUUUACCUUAUAGAGACCCAAUGUAGAAGUCACCAAACUUCUCUGGUUGACCGUCCAGGUCAGUCCUCCGGGUGGGUGCGGCUGUGCCGAGUGGAGGAUUUCCCCUUGUAGCUGUGAGGCCUGGACGCCUAAGUUUGUGAGGGCGUUAACUCGAGAAUGAGGUGACAUAGGAUUUGAUACCAUAGCUGCAUCUACUAAAAGUCUUGGACAAGUUUGAAUAUCAGUCACUUUGACGUCAAGGUCAGAGGUCAAGUUUUCAGAAAAUCUUGUAAAUGCGUUAACUUGAGAAGGAGGCGGCAUAGGAGUUUCUACUAGGAGGCUGAGUUGAAGUCACCGGUAUUUUCCUUGACUUGUGAGAUUCCCGGUCUUCGUCUUUGCCUGUUUUUGUUUUGUUGUUUUUGUUUGUGCUGCGUCACAUUUCUGUGAUAAAUAAGUGGCCUAAAAAAAACAAAGAAAUGCUUGACAGGGGCUGAGGCAGUAACUUGAGGGGGGGGGGCUUAGCUAACGGUCAGCAUGUUGUCUUGCACUUCGUCUGUUGGCUCCACAGGGGAACCGAAAGAAACUAUUUUAGUAACGGAGAUGAUUUCUUCUUUUGUCACAAGGAUGCUGAAAUGUGAACGAGAUGACAAAAACUUUGUGUACAUAAUACCGAUUUCAUGUAACAUUUGGCAUUAAUCAUCGUUAUAAGCUAUGUUUUUCUUCUUUUUUUUUAUGUGUUUUUUUGCCUGUUAUUUUCCUCUAAUGAAAUGCCUUUUUUUUCCUUUUCUAUUUUUUGAAAAUUCACCAAAUGGCCAAAGUGUAAAAUACUGAUAAUACAUUGUAGAUAAAGAAAAAUACGAGAGCAGAUAAUGAACACGGAGGCGAUCGGAAGCGCUCACAGUUGGCAGUUAAGUUGAUGCUGAAUUUAACUUAGCAAUUAUCUAUGCAUUCUUUUGAUCUGGAGAAACGGAAAGUCAUGAAAAGCCUUGCAUGCUCUGGGAUGGUUGAGAGAGAGAGAGAGAGAGAGAGACUGUAUGUAUUGAACAGAAAUAUUUUUUAUUUUAUUUAUUCUAUUUUAUAAAAGGUAUAUACUGAUUUUUAUUAGUUGGGGCAAGUAAAGUCUCAUGACUGUCAUCGUCUCAGUCCCCGGUUAAGUCACAACGCUACAACAAGCUCCGCUUUGCAGAACACAGCAGGUUAUGGAUUAUAUCUUCACCUUGUACAGUGUACCGAGAGCUGGGAGUCCACUGCUCCGUCUGAACCGCUGACCGGAGGGUGAGGAGGAAGAUUGUAGCAGCAGUGGACUCCUUGCAUCUCUUGUCAGUCUUGCACAUGAACAACGCGCCCACACACACACACACACAUAUACACUAUCCAUUUCCCACUGAUGGAUGUGUCUGCUUCCGUUUGCUGCUCACUGAUUUGUACACUUUAUCAAUGUAACCAAUUGUGAGAAUAAACAGCAUUAUAAAACCUGUG